This is a messenger RNA of Danio aesculapii, 1685 nucleotides long. It is a transcript of the gene rad52, whose product is annotated as RAD52 homolog, DNA repair protein. Gene Ontology annotation, cellular component: nucleus. Bases 221 to 1513 code for a protein of 430 amino acids. Gene Ontology annotation, biological process: DNA recombinase assembly; mitotic recombination; double-strand break repair via homologous recombination. The record is from RefSeq and is a predicted model, not a curated record. The transcript has 10 exons. NCBI's taxonomy places the organism in Eukaryota, Metazoa, Chordata, Actinopteri, Cypriniformes, Danionidae.
AAACGUCCUGACGCGGGCUAUUCAAACGCUUAUCCAAGAUCAGGUUGUGUGUUUAAUGCCGGUGUCCGUUUCACAAUAUAUCAGUAAGUUCAUACAGUAGCCGUGACUGAACGGUCAAAUGUUAAUAUUAUCGGCGCAACAGAAAGAUAUUAACGCAUUAUGGGUGUAAACUAACGUUAGCGCGUUGUGUUGUUGCAGUUUAGCAACCUCCUCUCGUGUUAUGCAACAACAACAUCGCUUAAAAGAGGACACUGACGGCUUUCGGCAUCAAAAACACACACACAUGGAUUAUAGCAGCGGGAGGCAAGAGCAGAAGAAACCUCAUACAACAAACACGUGUUUUGGGCAGUUUUCAUACAGUGCAGAGGAAUACCAGGCAGUCCAGAAUGCACUGCGGCAGAAACUCGGACCUGAGUACAUCAGCACCAGACAGGCUGGCGGAGGACAAAAGGUGUGCUACAUCGAAGGUCACAAAGUUAUAAGCCUGGCCAAUGAAAUGUUUGGGUACAAUGGAUGGUCACACUCGAUAUCUCAACAAAAUGUUGACUUUGUGGACCUGAUCAAUGGGAAGUUUUAUGUUGGAGUCAGUGCUUUCAUUAAGGUCCAGUUAAAGGAUGGCUCAUUUCAUGAGGAUGUAGGAUACGGGGUCAGCGAAGGCCUCAAAUCCAAAGCGCUGUCGCUGGAAAAAGCAAGAAAAGAAGCCGUCACAGAUGGAUUGAAAAGAGCACUCAAGUGUUUUGGAAAUGCGCUUGGAAACUGUAUUCUGAACAAGGAGUAUCUCAUCGCCAUCAAUAAAAUACCUAAGCAGCCUCCUCCUCCUUUGGACGCAGACAAAACCAAACGCAGCGAUUUGGAGCCGUCUGUAGAGAAAGCCAGGUUUGACAGCCUGGCCCAAACAAACAGCAGGCAAUUUACCAAACCGGAGAACCCAGCCAACAUCCCCAUAGAGCAGAUGGGAAAUCACCCUGUACGAGGAGGCCAUGAGAGUGCCACGGGGCCCAGGACUUCAUUGACAAACACAACAGCACUUCCUGGCAACACAACAAUUCACCAGGAUACAGAAAACAGGCCCAGCAACACCUCCAGGUCAGCCUCUGAUACCACUGAGCUGUCCUCGUCUGAUCCUCUGCUGGACUCGAAGCAGCAGAGGAAGCUGAGACAGCAGCAGCUGCAACUGAAGUUCAGACAGGAGAUGGAGGCCAAGAAGCUGCUGCAGGAUAAGAAAGACCAGCAGCCCAUGCCGCACAUUAAACAAGAUGACCCAGAAUUGUGGGACUUCACUCUGGAUGGCAUCGAUAUGCUGGACGAUCCUUCAACGAGAUCCACUGACCCUCCUCGUCCCUCCACACCAAACCAGCACACGAUGACGACACGCAGCAAGACUCCGCAGAGACCCCAAUACCUGAGACCACCAGCACAACCUCAGGGCCACUUCAGAUCCUCCGCAGCAGGUGGACCAUCGAGCCCAUACAGACACGGCCAGAUGAUGAAGAAACGAAGACUGGACACGUGAUGAAUUGAGCUAUUUAUUGCUUUUCUUUUAGAUUUUUGAAAGUUUUUUUUUUUUUUUUAAAUCCAUUUUGUUUUAUUAAUUGGUGUAUAUGGUAAAAUAAUACGUGUACUAUGUGGUUCCAGCGGAACUUUCUAAAAUGUAAUAUAAGAUUUCUUUUUUAAAUAAACAUUAU